CGGGGCCCGGGGCGGGUCGGCUCCGGUCUCACCCUUUUCCCGUGCAGAUCCCUCGUCUAAAAGUUGGUUUUAAUUGGUUGCCCACAGGAUUGGCUUGGCUUCUGCUACUUGUUAAGAAAAAAACAUCUGUCUUUGCAGAUGGCCGGGUGUGUGUCCAGGGUGGAGCUGUCGGUGACCUGCCGGAGCCUCCUCGACAGGGACCUGGGCUCCAAGUCGGAUCCCCUCUGCGUCGUGCUGCAGGAUGCGGGCGGCGGCCGCUGGGCUGAGCUAGAUCGCACGGAGAGGAUCAAGAACUGCCAAAACCCUGAAUUCUGCAAGAAACUGGUUGUGGACUACUACUUUGAGAAAGUGCAGAAGCUGAAAUUCGGCGUGUAUGAUAUCGAUAACAAGUCCUUUGAUUUAAAUGACGAUGACUACCUUGGAGGGAUUGAGUGCACGCUGGGACAGGUUGUGUCCAGCUCAGUGUUCACUCGACCACUGGAAUUGAAGCAGGGAAAGCCGGCAGGAAAGGGCACCAUUACGAUUUCAGCAGAGGAGAUUAAAGAUACCAGGGUUUUAUGCUUGGAAAUUGAAGCCCGAAAUUUGGACAAAAAGGAUUUAUUAGGUAAAUCAGAUCCAUUUUUGGAGUUUUACAAGCAGAAUGACGCUGGCGCGUGGCAGCUGGUGUACAGAUCAGAGGUGAUUAAGAACAACUUAAAUCCAUGCUGGAAGAAGAUCAGUGUUCCCUUGCAGACAUUCUGUGGUGGAGAUUUUAAUAAACCUAUCAAGGUACAGUGUGCAGAUCACGACAGCGACGGGUCGCAUGACUUGAUAGGCACUUUUGAAACUAACCUGACUCAGCUGCAGAAAGCAGGUGACGGCUCUGCGGUGGAAUUUGAAUGCAUUCAUCCUGAGAAAAAACAAAAGAAAAAGAGCUACAAAAACUCUGGCAUUAUUAGGAUAAAAUCCUGCAAGAUCGAGACAGAAUAUUCAUUUCUGGACUACGUCAUGGGAGGCUGCCAGAUUAACUUUACGGUGGGCGUAGACUUCACUGGCUCCAACGGAGAUCCCAAGUCACCAGAUUCUCUUCACUACAUCAGCCCAGACGGGAUAAAUGAGUACCUGAUUGCCAUCUGGAGUGUGGGAAGCGUAGUCCAGGAUUAUGACGCGGACAAGCUGUUUCCUGCAUUUGGGUUUGGAGCUCAGGUUCCUCCUAGCUGGCAGGUGUCUCAUGAGUUUGCUUUGAACUUCAACCCCAGCAACCCUUAUUGUCAAGGGAUCCAAGGAAUAGUGGAUGCCUACCGCCAGAUCCUGCCUCAGAUCCGACUCUAUGGGCCAACCAAUUUCUCACCUAUUAUAAACCAUGUGGCAAGAUUUGCAGCGCACUCGGCACAACAAGGAACUGCUUCACAAUAUUUCAUCUUGCUGAUCAUCACAGAUGGAGAGAUCACUGAUCUGGACCAAACUAGGCAAGCGAUUGUUAAUGCCUCUAAGCUGCCGAUGUCCAUCAUUAUUGUCGGAGUUGGUGAAGCUGAUUUCAAAGCCAUGGAAUUCCUUGACGGAGACAACGGUGUCCUGAAGUCCCUGACAGGAGAGCCAGCUGCACGAGACAUCGUCCAGUUUGUGCCUUUUCGACAGUUCAAAAACGCUCCCCGUGAGGCGCUUUCCCAGAUGGUUCUGGCUGAAGUGCCUAAGCAGCUGGUGUCAUACUAUAAAUGGCAGGGAUGGCCACCAGUGAAACCACCGGAAAUAAAGAAGGUGUAGAUCGCAGCCUGGCCCUGGCUCUCCCUUGCACACUGUGCGUGCUCAGUGUUUCAAGUUUGUAUCGUUCACACUAAUUCUCUUACCCGCUUGCGCGCUGCGUCUUUGAUCUUUCCUGUUCCUGAUCGGAAGAAAUGUAAAUAUGGAAAAAACACAACUGCUGGCAGUUUUUGUCACAGAAAAAUAAACCUUGUUGGUUUUCUACCUUGCAACAGUGCCACAUCAUACCACGCAUCAUUGCUUGACGUGGCCUAUCCGCGGCUUGGUAUCAGCAUGAGCAUUGAGCUGCUCGUGCAGCACUGCUUCAAUGCUGAGAUUGGUAGGAGACGUAUUGCGAUCGUGCUUGCUGUAAUGAUACUUAUCAUGUGUUCCUUGAUAGGUUUUUUGUGGUUGUGUUUUUUUUUUUUUUUCCCUUCUAUUAAGUUGCCUUGGGAAUGGGGACCCUUCUGUCCUCAUUGGUACCAAAAUCUGUUGGUUGGAUGCCUGAGGUAGUAGUUCCUGUUGUGCCUUCAUAAAAUGCCAGUAUAUUUUUUAUAUGUAGAGGUUUAUUUUUAAAUUUCAGUAACCAUACUUCACAAUCGUCUUUUUAAUCACAUUUUUAUAUUGGCAAACUUUGGUUCUGUGACGGCCUCUUGCUUAGAGCCAUUGUUGCAAUUUAAGAGCACUGCACUUUGCUUAUUUGCUGGGGGGGAUUAAUGAGGAUUAAUCAUUAGUUAAUCAGAGGUGGGGUGGGAUUAAUGAGUCACAUUGCUGGAUUUUGAAAGUCACAUUAACUGGAAACAUUGAAAUAGAGAUGCUUUGAGCGAUCCCUUCGUGUCACAGAAGUUAGGAAGUGAAGAAGUAACUGUGGAACUCCAAAGAGGUAUUUCCUUGUCUGUUGUGAGGUCUGCAGUGUCAGAGGUGUGAAGUGUCUAUUAUGAGGUCUGAGGACUACGACAGGCACAUGGUAGCAAAGCACAAUUGUUUUGAGAGACUGGAGUUGAUAGUUCAUUUUAAAAUAGAGAUAAAGAAACUUGGGCUUGUCAUUGCACUACAAGUGGUCAUCACUUUCAGUUUCGUAAAUAAAUAAUCUGCU
This is a messenger RNA of Chroicocephalus ridibundus (black-headed gull), 2815 nucleotides long. RefSeq names its product copine 1 (gene CPNE1). Lineage: Eukaryota; Metazoa; Chordata; Aves; Charadriiformes; Laridae. Gene Ontology annotation, biological process: cellular response to calcium ion; regulation of canonical NF-kappaB signal transduction; positive regulation of tumor necrosis factor-mediated signaling pathway. Bases 139 to 1743 code for a protein of 534 amino acids. The record is from RefSeq and is a predicted model, not a curated record. Gene Ontology annotation, cellular component: plasma membrane. Gene Ontology annotation, molecular function: calcium-dependent phospholipid binding. The transcript has 17 exons.